CCACUUUUUUGCAAUAGCGGUAAAACUUAUUUUGACAUAAACCAGUAUGGUAUCAUCUACUUUUGAGCACGGUGAACAUUUACAGUGAAAUUAAAAAGCGCGACUACAAUAGAAAUUAUUAUAUGAAUGACAAUUGUGUAAUAUUUACUAAGCUGCAGGAUUAGGAGUACCAAAAUCUGCAUAAGGAUGCAAGAUGUUCCAUAAAUCGAUGGUAUUAAGAGAACAAAGCUAUUCGAAGUCUACGAUUUAUAUCAUGGGGUCGGGUAAAUCAAGACAGGUUGGAUGUUACUCAUCAGGACGUAGAAAUUCUAGUAAUCAAGAUGAUUGUGUCAUUGGUGGAGAAAAUACAAAAGAAGGAAUAAUACAAAAACAGCAUACCGUUCAGGAAAAUAUCCCUAAGCCCACUGCUUACAUUAUGAAUCCUGGACAUCUUUUGGUAUCACAACAGUUUGUCCGUGCAUUCCGAGAAGAGAUGAAGAUUCAUGGAAUUGUACUCACAGUAAUUCAAGAUUGUAACGACAUCAAGUUGGACACAGGUGUUUUCUUGAUCUUAGUGUCUACACUUUAUUUCCGCUUUGAGGCUAACGUUGAUGAGUGCUUGAGUGUUAUCAGUAGAAAACCGUACGAUAAAAAAAUUCUGGUUAUCCUACAUUUUGACACAAAAGAGCAUAAACAAUGUCCGGAAGAGUAUGCAAGCAUAUUUCGAAUUAUAGACAUGGCAUUUUCUAUUGACGAUGGAAUAUAUCCGUGUGAAAUGAAUACAAACGCACACCGACAACUAGAGAAAAUCUUCAACAGUCACAAGAAGACCAUCGCGAUGAAAACAAAAUCGGAAGGAAACGGACCAGAUAACGACAAUACAGAAACUCGUAGCAAUCAACAAUUAAAAGAUUCGCACGCAGACGUUAUUCCUGAAACGAAAAUAAGAACAAAGGAGAAAGAUGAUUCGACAAAAAUUGUGGAUAGAGAGACAAACCUUCUUAUAGAUUAUAUUAACUUUCAUGAAUUCAAAGGAAUAUUCUUAUAGAACUAUUACCCCUAUAAGGGAUCUAUUUAUAGCAUUUAAUAUGACAAAUGUAAUGCUUAAAUACCGUAUGGUGGUCGCAAAAUAUCUCCAGUUCCUCUAAUUUUUAUUACAUUGUUCUGUUCUUUGAGAACAUAGAGUAGACAUGGAGACAGAGUUCCGCUUAAUCAGGUUUAAGGGGAAUAUUUGUGAAUGUUCGGCAGGCGAUACAACGACAAAAUUCUUUAUCUUGACCCCGUGUUUCUAAUCCCCCCCCCCCCACCCCACCCCGCCGAACCUAUACUUUUUUCAUAGGUACCAAAUAGUUCGGCAGGACAAACUCUUUCAAAAUGAAAAAUGUUCCCAUGAAAAAAUCUCAUUUGAACUAUAUAUGCUUUCAAUGUUUCCAUGGCAACCGUUCAUUUUUGGAAAGGACAAGAUUGUAUAUAUAAUAAUCAAUCAUAUCUUGGACAGUUUUGGUGUUAAAACAAUAAAAAUGGUAUCAAAAUGCAGCUAAGACAUUGGACAUUAAAUUGCAGCACAUUUAUGUUUAUUAACUAAUGUGCAUAUUCAUGAAUAUUUAUGAGAAUAUUACAAAAUGACAAAAUGUUAUUAGAAAAUAAUAUUUUCUGAGUUUUAAGUCAAUUCAAAUGUACCAAACAGUUUUGGUCUGUUCUGAAAGUCUCUCGGUGUUUUUGUAACACUAAUGGUAAUUUAUUUACUCAUAAUUAGGUAUAUUUAGCUAAUUUGCAUGAAAAUAAUCACUACUUGUACCACAACUAACGUCUCUGGAAACAAGAUACCACUAAAAUUUAAUAAAAUGUUAUAAUUAAUUGUUAUUAAUAAAAUAACAAUUAUGUGAGCUAUAUUGUUUGGAAAUGUAAUUUAAACACCUUUUUUGAAAGAGAAAUCAGUAUGUAACAUACUUUACACAUGUUACGUUACCAUUUAAAUAAUCUUGUCUUAUUACAUCAAUUAUUUAGAAAAUAUAGAUCAGACAGUUUUGAUCUGGUCUUAAUGUCUCUCAGUGUUUUUUUAGAAUAGCAUUGUGUUACUCUGAAGGUAAAUAUUUUUUUUCUACAUUGGAUAUUUUAGCUUAUUUGCAUAAAAUUAAUCUUUGCUAAAACAGACAUCCCUGGCAACAAGAUAUAACUGAACAUGAACAACAUGAUGAAAUAAACUGUGAUCAAUAAACUUGAAUGUGCUAUUGGAGCUAUAUCAUACGAAAAUAUAGUGUAAAUACUUAUUUGAAGGAGGAAUCUAUUUGUAACAUACUUUACACAGGUAUCAUUAUUUUCUCAGAAAAUAGUAGAGGAAUAUUUAGUUAUCAAGUUAUUAAAUACUCUUACAAAAUAAUAUAGUCCAUACUUCUCACGCAAUGAGAUUUUUUCCAUUACCUUACCACAGUAUUUUGCUGUAUUUAGAAAUAUGCAGGAAGAAAUUUGAUUCAUUGUUAUCAAUAGUAUAAUAUCAUUGAUUUUUAAAAUUUUAAAGUAAAAAGGGACGCAUAUUGCUUCACUCACAGUUCAUACAGAAAUGAGGAAGGGGUGCUUAUUCAAGAAAUUGAUGGUGCGAAGAUAAAAAAAACUGAUUCCUAAAUUGAUAUGAUACUGAUGGACACCUGUAAUAUUCAGUAUUUUGUGGAUAGGUUGUGGUACUAUGAAUAGGAAAUCAGAGUUCUUUGUGAAAGUACAUUCAACACAAAAUAUUAAGCUUUUGUAUAAGAAAAUAUCAGGGUUUUAUUACAAUACCAGUGGAACAAAUAAUGUUGUAGGGAUUGGUUUUUCUUUCUACCGCACCCGGUUUGCUAAAACAUUUAAGAAUUUAACGCUACGUCAUUUCAACUCUCGAUGGACGCCAUUUUUCUCAUUGAUAAAAAAUGUUAAAAAAAGGUCAGAGUGGUAUAAGCACUGCAAGGGCAUAACAUGACAUUCUACACAUUGAAUACCUUAUUACAGAUAUCUGAUUUGCUACACAUGUCUGGUGGGUUAAAUGCAGAACGUCGAGCACUUGCAACUGAUCUUGAAAAAGUCGUUAAUUUCAGUUUAAUUUUCCCAUGACUUCUCGGCGAUUCACUGCGUAAAGUAUUACUGCGCCGGACGAACGGUAACUCUAAUAAUUAACGGGAGACAACUUAGGUGUCAGCACGUGUAUGAUGUUUUCGAAAAGCCUGUCGAGGUUUAUAAUUUCUUAUCAAAUAACUAAUCCUAUCCAGAAAUUCGUCUUUAAUAUCAGAAAUCUUUUAAUUUCUAUGGACAUUCAUCAAAAAUAUUACUUACAGUGUACUAUUUUGCGAAUCGAACUCAUUUCCGCUUUCAGUCGUGAAGCACUUCCGUUAUACUUUUUGACAGCAAUAACAAUAUACAAAAUGAAUUAAUAAAGUCACAUAUAAAUUGACUUCUACACAGA
This is a messenger RNA of Mercenaria mercenaria, 3412 nucleotides long. RefSeq lists its product as uncharacterized. NCBI's taxonomy places the organism in Eukaryota, Metazoa, Mollusca, Bivalvia, Venerida, Veneridae. The coding region runs from base 194 to 1027 and encodes 277 amino acids. The transcript is spliced from 6 exons. The record is from RefSeq and is a predicted model, not a curated record.